AUGGAAGACCUCUCAACAGGCUCCGAAAGCGAUUAUUCCAAUUCCUGGAUAUCAUGGUUCUUGUCAACGAAAGGAAAUGAAUACUUCGCAGAAGUAGAUGAAGACUAUAUCCUUGAUAGAUUCAAUCUCACUGGACUGAACGGAGAAGUGGUACAGGAGUACUCGAGGGCCUUGAAUCUGAUUACGGACACUUUAGAUGAAGAAUCAUUGGAUGAUGAUGUGCGGGAAUCGGUGGAGACUUCAGCUAGAUUCCUAUAUGGAUUGAUUCACGCAAGAUAUAUUGUGACUUCUCGUGGAUUGUCGAAAAUGUUGGAGAAAUACCGAAAAGCAGAUUUCGGAAGAUGUCCUCGUGUAUAUUGUUAUUCGCAACCUUUACUCCCAGUGGGUUUGUCAGAUAUACCUUAUCAGAAAGCGGUAAAACUAUAUUGUCCACGCUGUGAAGAUAUAUAUUCACCCAAAUCGAAUCGACAUGGAUCGAUUGAUGGAGCUUAUUUCGGAACGACUUUCCCACAUAUGUUAUUCAUGGUUUAUCCUCAAAUGAUACCUGGUAAAGGACAACCUGUAGGCUCAUCGUCAGUCGCAGAUGUGAAUAGAAGUCUGGUAGCUGGACAAGGAAGAGUAGAAGGUGGUGGAGUCUCAACUACUUCAGUAGCUACAAAAGCAGAACGAUACGAACCUAGAAUAUUCGGUUUCAAAGUAAAUGAAGAUGCUAGAUUAUCUAGAUGGAGAACGGCAAAAAGAGACGCCCAAAUUACACGACUAGAGAACUUGGAGAGAGAACAAGGGCAACCAAAUCUAUAA
Molecule: messenger RNA, 801 nt
Organism: Kwoniella shivajii
Lineage: Eukaryota; Fungi; Basidiomycota; Tremellomycetes; Tremellales; Cryptococcaceae
Exons: 7
Coding region: 1-801 (266 amino acids)
Biological process (GO): regulation of transcription by RNA polymerase III
Cellular component (GO): protein kinase CK2 complex; UTP-C complex; cytoplasm
Molecular function (GO): protein kinase regulator activity
Source: RefSeq, a predicted model, not a curated record